GAGAGCACACAAAGCCACGAGGGGCAGUAGUAGCUGCAAGUGAGCCCAAGCAAAGAGAAAAGAGAGAGAGAGAGAGAGUAAGAGAGAGGAUCAUCAUGUCGAAGGAGGUGAGCGUGGAGGUGGAGCAGCCACCGGCGAAGGACUACAGUGACCCGCCGCCGGCGCCGCUGCUGGACUUUGGUGAGGUCCGCCUCUGGUCUUUCUACCGAGCCCUCAUCGCCGAGUUCGUCGCCACCCUGCUCUUCCUCUACGUCAGCAUCGCCACCGUCAUCGGCCACAAGGAGCAGAACGCGGCCGACCAGUGCAGCGGCGUAGGCCUCCUCGGCAUCGCUUGGGCCUUCGGCGGCAUGAUCUUCAUCCUCGUCUACUGCACCGCCGGAAUCUCAGGAGGACACAUCAACCCGGCGGUGACGUUCGGGCUGUUCCUAGCGAGGAAGGUGUCGCUGAUAAGGGCGGUGCUGUAUAUUGUGGCUCAGUGCUUGGGAGGCAUCGUCGGGGUGGGCAUCGUGAAAGGGAUCAUGAAACACCAGUACAACUCCCUCGGCGGCGGGGCCAACGUGGUCGCAACCGGCUACUCCAAGGGCACCGCCCUCGGGGCGGAGAUCAUCGGCACCUUCGUCCUCGUCUACACAGUCUUCUCCGCCACCGACCCCAAGCGCAGCGCCCGCGAUUCUCACGUCCCCGUGUUGGCACCACUUCCCAUCGGGUUCGCCGUGUUCAUGGUACACCUCGCCACCAUCCCCAUCACCGGGACUGGCAUCAACCCCGCUCGGAGCCUUGGCGCCGCAGUCAUCUACAACCAGGACAAGGCCUGGGAUGAUCAUUGGAUCUUCUGGGUGGGUCCGUUCAUCGGAGCGUUGGCCGCCGCGGCGUACCACCAGUACAUCCUGAGAGCAGCCGCCAUCAAGGCUCUGGGCUCCUUCAGGAGCAACCCGAGCAACUAAGCCCUCUCCUACCCGCAUGCAGCGGCCGGAGCCCCCGCUACCUCUUUGUUUUCCGGUUUCAUUUGUGGGGGGUUGAUUCUGAUUUCCCUUCGUUAUUUCCUUAGUUUCUUCUCACUCGCUCAUCUUUAUUCUUCUUCUUCUUCUUCUUCGUCUUGUGUAAUGUAUGGGGGGAUGUGUGGUCCUUUGUUCAAUUCAAGUUCUGGAAAUUAUGUU
Messenger RNA from Musa acuminata AAA Group (dessert banana), 1157 nucleotides. Its product is annotated as aquaporin PIP2-7. Gene Ontology annotation, cellular component: plasma membrane; vacuole; plasmodesma. Gene Ontology annotation, molecular function: water channel activity. The coding region runs from base 96 to 944 and encodes 282 amino acids. Gene Ontology annotation, biological process: transmembrane transport. The record is from RefSeq and is a predicted model, not a curated record. The transcript is spliced from 4 exons. NCBI's taxonomy places the organism in Eukaryota, Viridiplantae, Streptophyta, Magnoliopsida, Zingiberales, Musaceae.